UUUCAUGAAGUAGAUCGAUCAGAAGCCAAAAAAUACUCCGCAUAUAAAAGUCUAUUAAAAAGAGAUAUCAUCCCAUUCAAAAACGUCUUCUUGGAAUAUUUUGCAUUGAAGCCAUUAAGAUCAAUUAGAUCAGCUAAUGAAGACAUACUUCAUACUGCCUUCGAACUCUUACUUCCGAGCAAACAUCAUCGAUCUGAAUUAUGUUUAGUUGUAGAUCCAAAAAAAGAACGAGGAGAUGGACGUUACGGAUUUAUAGAUAUUUUCCUAGAUGGCACAAAUGAUAAACAGCCAAUAAAUGUAAUUCUAGAACUGAAGUACAUUUCAUUAACAGGUUUGCUAAGUGGAGCAAAGGGAAGAUGGAUUAAAAAUCCGACUUAUGAAGAACUAAAAAGUUUAGACCUUAAACUUAAGGAGGAAAGUGUUGACCAACUUUUGAAACGAAAGUACAUGCACUGGUCCGAAGAAAAAAGACAUUUUGUGGUAGUUGGGAUAGGUGAUAUAAUUAAUGAGGGAACGAUGCAAGUUCGAAAAUAUUUUAAUGUUGUAUUAGAAGGACGCGCCAAUAGAUAUAAACCAGGAAUUUCAGACGAUCGAUCUUUGGUUCUUGCAGGUUUGUAA
Dentiscutata heterogama is the source of this 618-nucleotide messenger RNA. The record is from the annotation of a GenBank genome assembly. Lineage: Eukaryota; Fungi; Glomeromycota; Glomeromycetes; Diversisporales; Gigasporaceae.